AUUAUCCAGUCGCCAUGGCCGUCGGCAUCUCUCCGCUCGAAUUAGCUGCCUUCGCUUGGUCUUCCUCCGCCUCCUCUUCCUCCUCCUGCCGUCUCGAUCCCUGCCCGUCGAGGAGGAUUAGCCAGCGGAACUUCUCCGUCAGGGCGGCGAAGAGGAGGAGAACCGCCCGUAAGGGGCCCCAGCAGAACGCCCGGCUCGACCUGUCUCGGAUCCUCAGGACGGAGGCCGCCGUCCUCGGAGUCGAGCGCAAGGCCGGCUCUGCCAAGUUCACCCGCCUCUGGCCCAGAGCAGUGCUUGAGGCGCUCGAUAAUUCCAUAUCCGCUAACCAAUGGGAAUCCGCUCUCAAGAUCUUUGGACUGGUUCGGAGACAGCAUUGGUAUCAGCCAAUUUCCCGAACCUAUGCAAGGCUAUUAACCAUGCUGGGCAAGUGUCGGCAACCUGAUCAUGCAACUUCACUUUUCAGAGUGAUGCUGUCCGAGGGCCUCAAACCAACGCUUGAUGUUUACACAUCACUUGUUGGCGCAUAUGGUCAUAGUGGCCUGCUAGACAAGGCAAUUUCUACACUUGAGGAGAUGAAUGCAAUUUCUGAUUGUGAACCAGAUGCUCAUACUUACACCGUCCUCAUUAGCAGUUGUUGCAAACUUAGGUGCUUUGAGUUGAUUCCGCAAUUGCUUAUGGAAAUGUCUUAUUUGGGGAUCGAGCCGAAUACAGUUACUCAUAAUACCAUUAUAGAUGGUUAUGGGAAAGCUAGGAUGCUUGAGGAGAUGGAGAGUCAUUUGUCCACUAUGCUUGAGACUGGAAAAUGCUUGCCUGACAUAUAUACAAUGAAUUCUUUUGUUUGGGCUUAUGGAAAUAAUGGAAGGAUAGAAGACAUGGAAAAGUGGUAUGAUGAAUUUCAGCAUAUGGGUAUCGAGCCUGACAUCCAGACGUUCAAUAUCUUGAUCAAGUCGUAUGGUAAAGUACGCAUGUUUGAGAAGAUGGGGUUGGUUAUGAAUUUUAUGAAGAAACGUUUCUUUUCUCCAGACACAGUCACCUUCAAUAUUAUCAUAGAAUGUUUUGGGAGGGUUGGCAAUAUUGAGAAGAUGGAAUAUUAUUUCCGUUUGAUGAAAAUUCAGGGAGUCAAGCCUAACUCUGUUACUUACUGCUCUGUAAUUAGUGGAUACACUAAAGCUGGUCUUCUCGAGAAGGUUCCUGCGAUCAUCAGGCAAACGGAGAAUACUGAUGUUGUACUGGAUGCACCUUUCUUCAACAGUGUUAUUGCAGCAUAUGGGCAAGCUAGAGAGUUGAAAAUUAUGGAAGAAAUGUUUGCGCUUAUGAAGGAAAAGAAUUGUGUGCCUGAUAGAGUUACAUUUGCAACGAUGAUCCGAGCAUACAGUGAUAUGGGCAUGCAUGAAGUUUCCAAAAAGUUGGAGGACCAAAUGUAUGCCCUAGAAAGCAAAGGUGAAGAGUGUGCCCCUUCAAGGUUGCACGAAUCAGAACCCACAAGAUUUGCUAACGCGUUGACAACAAGAACAACUUGAUCCGAAGAGUAGGUAGCUACUGCAGUGAUGGACCUGACUUUCAUUAGGGUGGUAGCAGAAGUCGUUGAGAUUGGCCACUGCUUUUCAAUUGCUUCUUGUGCUACAAGAGUCGUGGAUGAAUUUUGGAUAUCUGCUACUGCAGCAUCCAGCAUCUAUAGUCUCAGGACUUCUACAUUCGAUUACUCAACAUAUACUCUCAUGCGAACAUUGUUGAGAUGUACAGAACCAGGCCCCUGGCGGGAAUAUGAAUCUCACAGCUCAAACCUACUUAUAAAGCCGGCAGAAAAACGAACAAGAUGUAAUUGAUAAUUAACUUAUCAUAAAUAUAAUAAAAUGUUUUGAGUUAACAAUAAAUGUAAUUGUUAGUUAUCUUGUCAUUCAUCAUUGUGUUAGUCAUACUGUACAACAAUUCUAAACGAGGCUAAUGAAGGAGCUCAGCUCGUUGGUGCCUUGUGCCUAUAUA
Molecule: messenger RNA, 1983 nt
Organism: Zingiber officinale
Lineage: Eukaryota; Viridiplantae; Streptophyta; Magnoliopsida; Zingiberales; Zingiberaceae
Product: pentatricopeptide repeat-containing protein At3g53170-like
Exons: 4
Coding region: 15-1520 (501 amino acids)
Molecular function (GO): protein binding
Source: RefSeq, a predicted model, not a curated record